This is a messenger RNA of Condylura cristata (star-nosed mole), 4807 nucleotides long. RefSeq names its product general transcription factor IIIC, polypeptide 3, 102kDa (gene GTF3C3). The transcript is spliced from 18 exons. Gene Ontology annotation, cellular component: transcription factor TFIIIC complex. The record is from RefSeq and is a predicted model, not a curated record. Bases 74 to 2722 code for a protein of 882 amino acids. NCBI's taxonomy places the organism in Eukaryota, Metazoa, Chordata, Mammalia, Eulipotyphla, Talpidae. Gene Ontology annotation, biological process: transcription by RNA polymerase III. Gene Ontology annotation, molecular function: protein binding.
UAGCGUCUUAGAGGAACUGCAUUUCCGCUUCUGUUUUCCGCUUCUUCAGGUUGAAAGCUCUGAAGGUGCAGUCAUGUCGGGUUUCAGCCCCGAGCUCAUCGACUACCUGGAAGGGAGGAUCUCCUUUGAGGAGUUCGAAAGGAGGAGAGAAGAAAGAAAGGCACACGAGAAAAAAAGUCUUCAAGAAAAAGGAAAGUUGGCAGCUGAAGAAAAUCCAAAUGACUCUGAAGUUCCAUCAUCAUCAGGAAUUGACUCUACCAAAUCCCAGGAUAAAGAUGGCAAUGAAGGAGAAACUUCAGAUGGAGUCAGUAAGUCAGUUCACAAGGUCUUUGCUUCCAUGCUUGGGGAGAAUGAAGAAGAUGAGGAAGAAGAGGAAGAAGAGGAGGAGGAGGAGGAAGAAACACCGGAACAACCCACUGCAGGCGAUGUGUUUGUAUUAGAGAUGGUUCUCAAUCGUGAAACCAAGAAAAUGAUGAAAGAGAAAAGGCCUCGAAGUAAACUUCCCAGAGCUCUCAGAGGCCUCAUGGGUGAAGCCAACAUACGCUUUGCUCGAGGAGAACAUGAAGAGGCAAUAUUGAUGUGCAUGGAAAUCAUAAGACAAGCUCCACUGGCUAAUGAGCCAUUCUCUACUCUUGCUGUGAUCUAUGAGGACCAAGGUGACAUGGAGAAAUCACUGCAGUUUGAUUUGAUUAGUGCACAUUUAAAUCCCAGUGAUACUGAUAAAUGGGUUAGACUGGCAGAAACAUCUCUGGAACAAGACAAUAUUAAGCAGGCUAUUUUUUGCUACACAAAAGCUCUUAAAUAUGAACCCACUAAUGUCCGUUAUUUGUGGGUGCGAUCAAGCCUUUAUGAACAGAUGGGAGAUCAUAAAAUGGCAAUGGAUGGUUAUAGGCGUAUUUUGAACCUUUUGUCACCAUCUGAUGAACGUUUUAUGCAGUUGGCUAGAGAUAUGGCAAAGAGUUACUAUGAAGCCAAUGAUGUUACUUCAGCUAUUAACAUAAUUGAAGAAGCUUUCUCAAAACACCAGGGUUUAGUCUCUAUGGAAGAUGUUAAUAUAGCAGCUGAACUGUACAUUUCUAACAAACAAUAUGACAAAGCUUUGGAGGUAAUAACAGAUUUUUCUGGGAUUGUGCUGGAAAAAAGAACAGAAGAAGCCACUUUGGAAGAGAACAAAGCUGGUGAAAAUGUUACCUGCACUAUACCUGAUGGUGUGCCAAUUGAUAUCACAGUGAAGUUGAUGGUGUGCCUUGUACAUCUUAACAUCCUGGAACCACUUAAUCCUCUGUUGACAACACUAGUGGAACAGAAUCCUGAAGAUAUGGGAGACCUCUAUCUCGAUGUUGCUGAAGCUUUUCUGGAUGUUGGCGAAUAUAAUUCUGCACUCCCUCUCCUUAGUGCACUAGUCUGCUCUGAAAGGUACAACCUUGCAGUCGUUUGGCUUCGACAUGCAGAGUGUUUAAAGGCCUUAGGUUAUAUGGAGCGUGCUGCUGAGAGCUAUGGCAAAGUAGUCGACCUGGCCCCCCUCCAUUUGGAUGCAAGGAUUUCACUCUCUACUCUUCAGCAGCAGUUGGGUCGUCCGGAGAAAGCUCUGGAAGCUCUGGAACCAAUGUAUGAUCCAGAUACUUUAGCACAAGAUGCAAAUGCUGCACAGCAGGAACUGAAGUUAUUGCUUCAUCGUUCUACACUGUUGUUUUCACAAGGCAAAAUGUACGGUUAUGUGGAUACCUUACUUACAAUGUUAGCCAUGCUUUUAAAGGUAGCAAUGAAUAGAGCUCAGGUCUGUUUGAUAUCCAGUUCCAAAUCUGGAGAAAGGCACCUCUACCUUGUUAAAGUGUCAAGAGACAAAAUAUCAGACAACAAUGACCAAGAAACAGCGAACUGUGAUGCAAAAGCAAUAUUUGCUGUACUCACAAGUGUCUUGACAAAAGAUGACUGGUGGAAUCUUCUGUUGAAGGCCAUAUACUCCUUAUGUGACCUAUCCCGAUUUCAGGAAGCUGAAUUACUUGUGGAUUCUUCAUUAGAAUAUUACUCAUUUUAUGAUGACAGGCAAAAACGCAAAGAACUAGAAUACUUUGGUCUCUCUUCUGCAAUUCUGGACAAAAAUUUCAGAAAAGCAUAUAACUACAUCAGGAUAAUGGUGAUGGAAAAUGUCAACAGACCCCAACUCUGGAAUAUUUUCAAUCAGGUUACCAUGCACUCCCAAGAUGUGCGACAUCAUCGCUUCUGUCUCCGUUUAAUGCUGAAAAACCCGAGUAAUCAUGCCCUGUGUGUCUUAAAUGGGCACAAUGCUUUUGUGUCUGGUAGUUUCAAGCAUGCACUUGGACAGUAUGUGCAAGCCUUUCGCACCUACCCCCAUGACCCUCUGUACAGCCUCUGUAUAGGCCUGACCUUUAUUCACAUGGCAUCUCAGAAGUACGUAUUAAGGAGACAUGCCCUCGUUGUGCAGGGAUUUUCUUUCCUUAAUCGCUACCUUAGUCUACGUGGACCUUGCCAGGAAUCAUUCUACAAUUUGGGCCGUGGCCUUCACCAAUUAGGACUGAUUCAUCUUGCAAUCCACUAUUACCAGAAGGCUCUGGAGCUUCCUCCACUAGUGGUAGAGGGUAUGGAAGUUGACCAGUUAGACUUACGAAGAGAUAUUGCCUACAAUUUGUCUCUUAUUUAUCAGAGCAGUGGGAAUAUUGGAAUGGCUCAAAAACUUUUGUAUACCUACUGUGCUAUAUAAAACACCUCAACUGGAAAAGGAGCAUUGGGUAGCUGCGGUGUGUGGACCAAGAGUUUCUCUCUGUAUUUCAUUUUUAAUUUGCGACAAUGAUCUUUUGGUUAUACACAAAAUUACCGUUCCUUCAAAAAUUUAUAUAUUGGUUUCCAUUUUCCUUUAGCACUUUUUAGUGAAUUUGACCCCAAGCUGAUGUAAGCAAUAUUAGCUUUAUUGUCAGCCUGGAGUUGAAUGCAGUAAUGCUUUCCUUCAGCUUUUUAUUCAGCUGUGUAUUUCAUACCAUAUGUUAAACACCUGUGCUGUAGAAGGCACUGUGAUAGGCAUUUAGAUUACAGAAAUAAGGGAGAUGUGACCUCACGGUACAGAUAUUCAGAGAAAUGUUUGCUGUAUUUCUACAGACGUCAUCAUUAUCAGUUACUGCAGUUUUGGUUUCUUGGCCCAAUUCCCAUGUGCGUGUGGAUGUGCUGACGCUUCCUUUCCCUAAGCAGUGAGUUUCAGACACCAGUGGAGUGUCCAAGAAUUCAACUCAGUCCUGACACUGUCUAUCCAGAAAUUUCAGGUUGCACAGAUUAAGGGCUCAGUCUCCUAAGACCACCCUGUCCUUCAUAUUCUGGGUGCAGAUCAUAGGUGAGACCAUGCUUCUGACCAACUAGCUGUAUACCAGAAGUCCCCAUAAUCCUCCUUAUAUUUCAGAUUCUAUUUACAAGCGCAAGUUUUUAUCUGUGCUGGCCAACUGACUAUAAAUCACAGGGUCCCAGGACACCCUCCUCAGGUUCAGUUAAUUUGCUAGAGUAGCUCGCAGAACUCAGGAAACCUAUUUACUCACUGAAUCACCAACUUAUAAUGGAGGCUAAGGGAUAUGAACCAACAAGCCAGAUGGAAGAGACGCAUAAGGCAAAGUGUGAGGGAGAGGCUCAGAGCUUCCAUGUCUUCUCCAGGGGUACCAGUCUCCCCAAAUAUUUACAUGUUCGCCAACCUGGAAGCUCUCAAACUGCCCCCCACUCGAGUUUUUAUUACAUAGGCAUGUCUGCUUAAUUCAUUGACUACUGGUGAUUGGACGCUACCUCUAAGCCCUCCACCCCUGUGAUCAGGGGUAGGAUGGCAAGCUCCACUUUUUAUUCUAGUUGGCAUCCCUGGUAACCAGCCCAUCCUCCAGUAUCUUCAAAGGUUACCUUCAUGACCAUAGCAAAAGACAGCUUUAUCACAACACUUAGGGGAUUCCCAGGGGAGUUGUGAAUGAAGAUGAAAUGUACACGACAAAUAUAUAUUUUGGUCAUUUGAAUGGCCAAAUAUAUUUUUUGUAAAUCUCAAUAUCACAGUCAUCUGUGUCUUAGUGCCCUAUUACUAUUGUAUGGGCUUUUUUUGGGGGGGAGGUGUAGAGAGAAAAGAAGGAUGCUUAUUAAAGACACAAAUCAUGACUUUUUCUUAUGUCAGCACAAUUAUGUAACUCACUUAGCUCCUAACAGAAUUAUUUAGAAUCAUGUGGUGGAAAGACAAUUAAUUGAUAACACCUUUUACUUUUCACCUGCAUGUAUGUUAGCUAGACAGAUGUACCUGGGAGCUGGGAAAACCAUCCAUGGUAAAAAAAAUAUAUCAAUGUUUCUGACUUUCUGAUAACAAAAUAGAAAAGAGGACCAUGUUCAGUAACAUGACUUGCUUUCCAUUUUAGAAUUGCUGAGAAUGUAACCUGGACUAGACAAUUGUAUAUAUGGAAUAAAGUUUUGCUGAUGAAGCAAAACAAAAAAAAGACAAUAACCCGUUACCUCAAAUAUUUUAUAUUUAAGGUAAUCACAUUCACUAGGUAUGCUCUGGUUUAGUAAUAGCUUUUGAGAGUUCCUUUUUAGGGGAAAAUAGAUGAUAAAAUAAGUGUACAUAAGGAUCGAAAGACCCAGCCCAGUUGUGGGAAGGAAGCAGGUAUGUGCUUAGGAUCAGAGACGUGGAAUGGGGCUUUCAGCAUUUCUUAAACACUAUUUAUACUGUAUAUAUAACUUUCUAGUUGAGAAGGAGAAUUUGUAUGUAGUAAGUAAAUUGUUCAUUCUGUAUGUGAGUAUGUAUGUGUGCAUAUAUAAUAAAAUUUAUAUUUAAAGUGUG